Messenger RNA from Cordyceps militaris CM01, 1806 nucleotides. RefSeq lists its product as uncharacterized. The record is from RefSeq and is a predicted model, not a curated record. Lineage: Eukaryota; Fungi; Ascomycota; Sordariomycetes; Hypocreales; Cordycipitaceae. The transcript has a single exon. The coding region runs from base 1 to 1806 and encodes 601 amino acids.
AUGAAGACCGCCCGAACGCGGCGUACCCGAGCUACUGUGGUCGACAGCGACGAUAGCCAGAGCGAAUCGGGCUCUUCCGAGGCGGGUGCGAAUGGAUUCUUUGAUGAUGAGGCCCUGGAGGCGGAAGAGACGACGGAUGAGGACUCUGGCUCCGACGAAGAGGACAUUGACCCUUUUCCCUUCACACGGCUGCCGCCAGAGCUCCGUUUGCAGGUUUGGACUCUGUUUUGCACCGAUCUGCGAGGCGCACCGCGUGUUCUCAGCUUCAACGUUAGCGACAGCCUGUCACCCACCAGAACAUCGCCUUGCAAGGUGAUUGGCCCUGGACACUUCCUUGAAGACCAAACGCGCGCCCUUCGUCAUGUUUUGGCCACGAAUCAGCAGUCGCGAGCCAUCGCCAAGCAGAGGUUUCCGGAUGAGUUACACGUGGAGUCAGAUAACGGCCAAGAAAUGACGAUAUGUUUCAACCGCAACGUCGACGUCGCUCUGUUAGACGUUGUACCAGAUUUCAAUGCUGGUGGCGCGAUGUUUGGGAGUUCUUCAGCCCCCAAAGUGAGUUUCGAUGGCUUCUCGCAGUCCAUUAUCAACCUAGCCUUGCCGCUUCGCAACCCCAGUUUUCUACUGGAUGAUGCGGAUGUUACUUCUUGGCUCCGGAAAUUCACAUCUCUACAGCGCAUCUUUUUGUAUGUGAUGGAUGAUGAAUCCGACGGCGUCAGACUCAAGGAGGAAGCUGUGCGCUGGUGUGCCUCGCCCCAUGCUCGCCAGUACUAUAUGGAGACUUUCAGGAGCGAGUCAGUCGGUGGCGAAGAUUACACGCAGCUUAUCUGCUGGGCUGAUGCCGAAAAGAGUCCUUCCUUUACUAAAGCUCAUGUUCCUAAUUGGCACACAAGAAUCCUCAGUGAAGGACCAAAGAUGAACUUUGAAGCGGCCGGCGUGAUGACCUAUCCGAUGGUCAUUUUCGACACAAUAGCAUCUUUUCAACGCUUCGAUGAGUUUGUUGCUACAGACAACCUACCUUUGAAAGUACAGGGCGCCAACGACGAAGAUUCCGAGGAUUCAGAUGCUGAUAUCUACGAGGACGACAGCGAUGGAGAUUUCCAAGUUAAUGGUGCCAGCGAGCUGGUGGAUGCCUAUGAGAGCGACGGUAUUGACGACGAUGAACCCGAAAUCUUUGAUGAGUCCGACGAGGAACACCUUGAUGACGGAGCCAGCGACGAGGAAGACGGAGGCGGAGGCGGAGACGAUGUUCCGUCAAAUCCAUUCUCAAGCCCGGAGCCGUCAGAAGACGAAAGAGGCCCAUCGGUACGCGGCCGACAGCGCCGUGUCAUAGCCGACUCGGAUGACGAGGAUGAUAGCGAGCCCAACACUAGACCUACGAAGCGAAAGCGCGUUCACGUCGUGGAGGAUUCGGACGAAGAGCUUAGCCCUGCCGAGGCAGCAGAACCGCAACUUAUUUCCUCGGAUGAGGAUGAGGGCCCCAUCACCAAACGCCGCAGGAUAGAAAUCGUUGAUAGCGACGAAGGAAGCGAGGACGGCAGCGAAGAAGACGAUGACCAGCCGCAGCAGUCAAGUCUUGCAGACCGCCUUCAAAAUCGCAGCCGAUAUGUCCGUGCUGCUCUGUCUGAUGAAGAAGACAGCGAGGAAGCAGAAGGCAGUGCGGAUGGUGGAAGCAAUGCGGACGAGGAAGAUGACGACGAGGAAAAUGAAGAAGAUGACGACAAGGAGGAGGAAGAUGGUUUGGUCGACAACAUGGCUGCGGAAUCUGACGACGAUGAGGAGGAUGAAGAGGACGAAGAGGACGAAUAG